GGACCCAGCAAAUUUCAUCAGUCCAAUAUAUUUCAAUGGGGACACUUUUCCAUUUCAGCGAUGGGCCGAGCAACCUGUCGAUGGCCAUGACUGUAAGGCCGAACUCGUCGGCUUUUCGGCAGUGACUCACUGCAGUCGCGUCCCUGGCUACGACGCCGUCGGUCAGAACUAUGCCCUCCUUGGAGACGGUGGACCGAUCAGCUCAGCGAAUUGGCAGAAAGCAAUUGAUGAAUGGAUCGGCGAAGUCAAGGACGUCGUCGCCCCCGCCAUGACCAGCAACGGAGGAGUCAUUGGUCACUACACUCAGGUUGUGUGGUAUGAGACUCGAGAAGUUGGCUGCGGAGUCUUCACCAAUAACCAAAAGUGUGCUUGGGUGGACGGAUGGAAUAAUUUCUACUGCGCCAAGUACAUCUGCAACUACGGACCCGCAGGCAACAUGGUAGACAAGAACAGAAACCCUCUGCCUCCCUACAGCACCACUGUAGCCUGCAAGAAACCGUCCACCAACUACCCUGGACUCUGCGCCGAGUGAUGAAAAUAAUCCAUGAGUUUCAGUCA
This is a messenger RNA of Hyalella azteca, 558 nucleotides long. RefSeq names its product venom allergen 5.02-like. Lineage: Eukaryota; Metazoa; Arthropoda; Malacostraca; Amphipoda; Hyalellidae. The transcript is spliced from 3 exons. The record is from RefSeq and is a predicted model, not a curated record. Gene Ontology annotation, cellular component: extracellular region. The annotation marks the transcript as partial.